AUGGCGUGGAGCGAGAUUUCGAGCUCCUCCAUUGCGAACUGCUUCAAUCACACUGGACUCAUGAAUGGGCCGACUUCACCAGAAGUCGAAGGAGGUGCUUCAGCAUGGGACACUCAGCAGCCUGUGCAACAGGAUGCAGAUCUGGUUGACCAGGAGGAGCAGGAAGUGGAGAAGGAUCUGAAGUCAGCUCUGCAAAGCCUGCCUUUGCGCAAUCCGAUGUCUGUUGCGUCACUUCUCAGUCCAGUUGAUGAGGAGCCGACGGUGCAUGCGGAGUUAAGCGACGCCGAGAUCAUCAAGCUCGUCCAGGAUGCUGAGGAGGUGGAGGAGGAAGGAGUAUCUGAGAAGGAGGUGGUGACAUAUUGCAUAGCUGAGAAGCUCGCUGCUCUUGCUUUGUUCAUUUCCCUCCUUGAUCUCUCAGGAUCGAGACGCGCCUCCCUCCGCGCACUUCGUCGCAUUCAAGCCCAACUUCGUAGUGCUAAUACAAUCCAAACCGCACUGAAUUCAUGGCUUAAAUAG
Molecule: messenger RNA, 516 nt
Organism: Peronospora matthiolae
Lineage: Eukaryota; Oomycota; Peronosporomycetes; Peronosporales; Peronosporaceae
Source: the annotation of a GenBank genome assembly